Molecule: messenger RNA, 1347 nt
Organism: Blastocystis hominis
Lineage: Eukaryota; Bigyra; Opalinata; Blastocystidae
Exons: 5
Coding region: 1-1347 (448 amino acids)
Biological process (GO): mRNA splicing, via spliceosome
Cellular component (GO): precatalytic spliceosome
Molecular function (GO): protein binding
Source: RefSeq, a predicted model, not a curated record
AUGCUAACCUUGCCCAAAGAGGUGUUGAUGGACUUGUAUGAAGCUGUUUUCUACGAACUGCUCGAGCUUCGCGAACUUUACACAGCCAGCGAAAUGCUGACCAAAUGCGAUGUUUUAGUGCAGAUGAAGACCGAGCGGAAAGAAAAAUACCUCCAAAUGGAAUACUGGCUCAAGAAGCCUUCUUUCGAUCCCAUCGAAGCCUAUCCCGUCGGAGAAACCAAAGAAACGCGUCGCCAGCGACUCGCCAGCACGCUCACUUCCUACAUCACCGUCGCUCCUCCUUCUCGUCUUCUCACUCUUCUGCAGCAAGCGCUCGCCUUCGAGAAAUCCAACGGAACGCUUCUCGAAGGCGAGCGCUUGAAUCUCUUCCAGAACCGCACAGAAACGCUUCUUCUCGAAGACGAAAUCCCCACGAUUCGCGGUCCCGCGGUUCAGUUCCCCCACGGAACGUACCCCGAGGUUGUCUGCGUGUCCCCGAACGGCCAGUUCGUUGUGAGCGGUAGUUUCGACGGGCUGAUCGAAGUGUGGGACCUGGAAGAAGGCGGUCUGAAGCUCGAUUUGCCCUACCAAAAACAGGAGAAGUUCAUGGCCCACGCGAAGAGCGUUCUGAGCCUCGCCUUCAGCAGCGACAGCGAGUUCCUGGCGUCCGGCGAUUUGGCGGGGACGAUCAAAGUGUGGCGCGUGGCGACGGGCGGCCUGCUGCGCCGCUUCAGCGAGGUCCACGAGGCCGGCGUGACGUCGCUCUGCUUCAACGCCAGCGCGCAGCAGAUCUGCUCGGCGUCGUACGACGGGACGGUGCGCGUGCACGGGCUGAAAAGCGGGAAAACGCUUAAAGUGCUGCGUGGUCAUAGCAGCUACGUCAAUCACGUGACCUUCACGGCGGACCAGCAGCACGUGCUGAGCGCGUCAAGCGAUGGCUGCGUGAAGCUGUGGGAUCUGGGGACGAGCAGCUGCGUGCGGACGCUGCAGCCGGCGCGUGCUGCGUCGAGUUUCGCGGAGAUUCAGGUGAUCAGCGCGGAGCGAUUGGUGCAAAACCCGGAAUGGGUUCUGGUGGUGGCGCGAUUGGACCGCGCGUUCGUGAUGACGAUGCAGGGAGGAUUGGUGUUUACGCUGCACGCGGAGAACGAGAAGGUGCAGUUCAUUGCGGGGUGCCAAAGUCCGCAUGGGAAAUAUCUGUAUUGCGUUGGAGAUGACGGGAAUCGGUAUUGCUUUUCGAGCGGAGAUGGCGAGUUGGUGGAGAAACGCGCGAUCGCAGAUCAUGAAUUGCUGGGAAUGGUGCAUUAUCCGAACAGGAACGCGAUGUUGGUGUAUUCGCAGAAGGGAGAAAUCGCAAGUUGGAGAAUAUAA